Molecule: messenger RNA, 2439 nt
Organism: Gadus macrocephalus (Pacific cod)
Lineage: Eukaryota; Metazoa; Chordata; Actinopteri; Gadiformes; Gadidae
Product: probable E3 ubiquitin-protein ligase TRIML1
Exons: 2
Coding region: 520-2394 (624 amino acids)
Molecular function (GO): protein binding; zinc ion binding
Source: RefSeq, a predicted model, not a curated record
AAGGAACGCGUCCCCACGCGUCGCUGCUCCUCGCUAUCCCCACCAUACUGUUGUCAACAAAACCGUCUAUAAACGUAUAAAUUGUGAAUAUUCUAGGUAAAACUAUUUUUAAUUCAGCCGAAUUAACUGCCGCAUGAAGGUGAACUCGUCGGUCUGGUUCGUCCGCCCUACCCGAGUCACAUGCCUCGGCGGCUUUAUGAGGUUAGAGUCUGUGAGACAAGCCUUUUUUAACUGCCAGUGUUAACUCAAUAUUAAAUACCAACCAUAAUAGCACAUGUUAUAUUGGCACACAUUGAGAGGGUUGUUUUAUAAAGAAUGUGGUGAAAAUAUCAGCCACAGUCAAAAUCAAGUCAAAUGUAAUUGUAUAGCUCUUGAUCACAGUUAGGCACAAAUCACCACGAAAUAAUCAACAUAUAUUGUUUUCCCGGACUCUCUGUGUCCUGUCUUUUAAAGGUUGAACGUAUUCUAAUGCUGGAAAGAAGAGAACAAACAGCGAAUAUGAGGUAGCCUAGACAGUUCAUGAAUGUGCCCACAUUGAGGUUAAAACGUCAGGGAAUUCUCUGUCCGUGGGGGCGGAGCCAGGUGUUAGGGGAGGAGCCAGCAGGUGUUAGGGGCGGAGCCAGGUGUAAGGGUUUGGAGAGGAGAGGACCUGUUGUUCAGGAAACGAAACCUAAGGUUCAUAGAAACCAAAGAACCGACGUGGAAGCAGUUCUCUCUUUCAGGAGAAAAAUGAAACGCAAAUGGUCCGACAGACAGAAAACACAACAAGGAAUGGCCUCUGCUAACACUUCCUGGUCUGAGGAGAACUUUUCAUGUUCCAUCUGUCUGGAUGUGUUCAUCAGUCCAGUUACCACACCGUGUGGACACAACUUCUGCAGAACCUGUAUUACAAAGUUCUGGGAUGAACAAGUCAAAUACAAAUGUCCUGUUUGCAACAAGCUUUUCGGCACAAAACCUGAUCUACAGGUCAAUACCCUCUUAUCAGAGCUGGCUGCUCAGUUUAGAACAACCGUACGAGUUAAAGAGCAGCCUUUUGUUGAACCAGCAGAAGUUCCCUGUGACGUCUGUACUGGGACCCAGCUGAAGGCCGUGAAGUCCUGCCUAGUCUGUCUUAUCUCUUAUUGUCAAACCCACCUGGAGCCUCAUCAGAGAGUCGCAGGCCUGAAGAAACAUCGGCUGGUCGAGCCUAUGGACCGGUUUGAAGACAGGAUGUGUAAGAAACACGACCAACUUCUGGAGCUCUUCUGCCGGACUGAACAGGCGUGUGUGUGUCUGUUGUGCACAGUGACAGACCACAAGUCCCAUCCUGUUGUACCUCUGAAGGAGGAAUAUGAAGUGAAGACGGCCCAGCUGGGGAAGAUAGAGACUGAAGUUCCGCAGAUGAUCCAGGAGAGAAAACAAAAGAUUAAGGAGAUCAAAGACACAGUGGAUCUCAGCAACAAAGACGCAAACAGAGAGAUAGCCCAUGGUGGGCAGGUCUUCAAUGCUCUGAUAGGCUGUGUUGAAAAGGGCCGGGAUGAUUUCAACCAAAAGGUUCAAGAGAAACUGAACUCCACAGUAAAACAAGCUGAAGACCUCAUCAAAGAGCUGGAGCAGGAAAUAAAAGAUCUGACCAAUAGAAGCUCAGAGGUGAAGCAGCUCUCACAGACUGAAGACCACCUCCACUUCCUCCAGGCCUUCAGAUCCCUGAAAGAUCCUCCACCCCCCAGGGACUGGACCACGGUGGAGGUCCGUCCUCCGUCAUACGGAGGGACCUUGAGGAGAUCCCUGGAUCAGCUGGAGGAGACACUGAACAUGGGGAUGAAGAAGCUGCGUGAUGUUGAACUGAAGUGGGUCCAGCAGUAUGAAGUGGAUGUGACUCUGGAUCCUGAUACAGCUAAUCCCAUGCUCAUCCUGUCUGAGGAUGGGAAACAAGUACAUGAUGGAGGUGUGAGGAAGAGACUCCCAGACAACCCUAAGCGAUUUACACAGAAAAUGUAUGUUCUCACGAGGCAGAGCUUCUCCUCAGGUAGAUUUUACUUUGAGGUCCAGGUUAAAGACAAGACUGGAUGGUUUGUAGGAGUGGCCAGAGAGUCCAUCGACAGAAAAGGUCUGACAGAGCGGACCACUGGGAAUGGUUACUGGACUCUUUACUACUACAAGGAUGGGUUGGUAUUUAGUGAUAACCCUGAUGUCCGUCUCCCUCUGAGAGCUGAGCUCCAGAAGGUGGGGGUGUUGGUUCAUUAUGAUGAGGGUGUGGUCUCCUUCUAUGAUGUGGAAGCCAGGGUUCAUAUCUACUCUGCUACUGGCUGCAGCUUCACUGAGCCUCUCUAUCCAAUCCUCUGCCCAUGUGUUAAUUAUGAAGGUAACAACUCUGCCCCCCUCAUCAUCUCACCUGUCGAUCAAACAGACUAGGACCUUGGUUUGGUAAUACAACAUACUGUCAGGGUGUGUGUGUUU